Molecule: messenger RNA, 1353 nt
Organism: Penicillium manginii
Lineage: Eukaryota; Fungi; Ascomycota; Eurotiomycetes; Eurotiales; Aspergillaceae
Exons: 2
Coding region: 1-1353 (450 amino acids)
Molecular function (GO): hydrolase activity
Source: RefSeq, a predicted model, not a curated record
AUGGACUUCCAGAACUCCAAGCAUCUCGUGGCUGCGGCCCAGAAGAUGCGUGCCGAAUACCUCAAGCGUGCCCAGACAACCGCCAUCUCUGUCCAACAAAAGGCCAGCUGCCGCAACGAUCCCAUCAAGGGCCCUCUCUGGGUGAGCAAAUUUACUCUCCCCAUUCCGACCGAUGAUACCUCGCGUGGCCUUCUCCUCCAGCUAGUCGACGAGGCCAACGAGCACCAGGUGCGAUACGACCGCCCGGCCUCGGUCUCGCUCGACUUCGAAUGGGUGGCCUACCGUCGCAAUGUCCAGAAGGACACGCCAGAGCCCGCCAUUGGGGAGAAGGAAAAGUACGACCGGGUGAUGGCGGAGACCACGAGCCCGCUGACGAUCCUCUACCUCUACGGUGGUUCUUUUGUGUUGAAUUCUGCCUCUAGCUAUCGCAAGACUGCCGCCGCGCUAUCCCAGGCCACUGGAGCCAAGGUCCUGCUCGUACGGCAGCGACUGGCACCUCAAAACCCCUUCCCGGCGGCCUUGCUGGACGCCUUCCAAGCCUAUCUGACCUUGCUGCACCCCCCCCCGCAGGUAGCCCCCACGAGCCCGUGCCGGCCUCCUCGAUCGUCGUGGCGGGCGACAGUUCGGGUGCCUGUCUGGCCCUGGGUCUCCUCCAGGUCUUGCUCCGGUUGCAGCGUCGGGGGGGCCACCAUCACCUUCCAUGGUUCUACAGAACCACCCGUCGUGCCGGCCGGGAUGUCCCUGCUCAGUCCCGUGGCCGACCUCACCAAUGCCUUCCCGUCGUUCGAGCGCAAUGCCCGCUGUGACAUCUUCCCCGUCCCCAUCGAGAAGCUCCCGUACCUGGAGAAAAGCUUUCCCACCUGUCCGGCCUGGCCGACGCGACCACCUCGUGCCAACCUCUAUUGCGAGGCGGGCAUGCUGGCCCACCCACUGGCGAGUCCCGCCGCCGCGGAGGACUGGACGGGCACGUGUCCGAUCUGGAUGGGCUCGGGACAGGAGCAGAUCGUGGAUGCGUCGCGACUGGUGGCACGCGAGAUUCACCGUGCAGGCGGGUCGAUCACUCUGCGCGAAUAUGAGAGUAUGCCCCACACCUUCUUCUGGGUCUUCGGGGCGGCCCCGCAGACGAAGCAGAUCUUGGGAGAGUGGGCCCAGGCGGCCGUCAGGUUUGCGCGGGGGGAACAACCGCCAUCGAGCGCGCAGUUCAUCUGGGCUAGGAGCCUGAAGGCGGAAUCGCUGGAGGUGGAGAACCUAGUGCCGUUCACGCUGGAACAGGCACAGGAGUGGAUGUGGAAAAAGACUCACGGCUACCAAGUGCCAGGCUUUCACCGGAAAGGGUCUCGAUCCAGUUUGUAG